Peronospora matthiolae is the source of this 2379-nucleotide messenger RNA. The record is from the annotation of a GenBank genome assembly. Lineage: Eukaryota; Oomycota; Peronosporomycetes; Peronosporales; Peronosporaceae.
AUGUCGGCAGCGUUCAGCUCGCGCUUCCUUCGCGGCGCAGACGCUGACACGAAGAACGGGAGUAACGUUUGCGUUCGUGAUGUCGUGAGUGACUACGAAGAAGACGAUAAGUACCCUCCAAGCGGUUACGUUCGUCUCAAUAUGCCUCAAAAACCGCUGGGAUCGAACACCAGUCCGCGGCGCUAUGCCGGAUCUUUACAACGAGACGGUACGGCGGCUUCUCCUAGAGCAGCAGACAGCCGGUCGAGUGGAAAUGGUGGAGCUGAGAAAAACAAGACAACAGACGAACAGUCUGCGAAAGCGGUGAAGCCGCAGACAUUCGGGUCGCUGUCCGACGGCCGGAGCAGUCGAUCGACAUCGUCGGUUCAGAGGAGCGCGAGGAAGAAAUGGUACAAUGACUCGGAUGAAGAAGAGGAAGAGGAGAAGGAGCUGUUGGCGAAAUUGGCGGAUGCAAGAAAGAAAAUGGCUGAACUAAGCAAGGUCAGGAGUGACCAAGAGGAGGGGUUGAGCUCGGAUCUGGAUUCGUGCGUUGAACGUCCAUACGCCGAGCUGUCUGGAAAGGUCAAGGAAAGUCUAGUCUCGACGCCUUCCAAACGAACUCGAUCAACAGCUGCACGAAACGGAACGGACCGGAAGGAGAACGUGCGUACGAGGGACAGCACAUUUGACAGUAGUGCGGACAAAGCGAAGUGCUCGGAAAUCUCAGCUGCGUACGAUACCACACAGAAAGAGAUGAACAUAUCGAGACUUUCGACAACGACACAGGCUUCGGCGCUUCCGGUUGGGGGCACAGAAAACGAAUUGAACCGCAGAGAAGCAAAAGGCCUGAUUGCCAAUACUGUAGCUGCUGGUAAGUCUCCACGGGACACAUGGCCAACAUCAAAGCAGUCGGUGUCUCCUCAAUCUGCCGGCGGCAUUGGCACAGUGCAGCCGACAGAGGUGCAGACGGGAGGUUUCGGAAAUGCCCCGACUAUCAUCAUUAACCGUCGCACUGACCGGCUGAAGCACUGUGCCGGUGGAUCCGAGUACAGUGGAUCGCCUAGGGUAGGACCUGGCAGCAACGAUGAGGUUCUCAGUCCUGGACCACGCAAAGUACCUGGAGCGUUUCCUGGAAGACCUGGUAGUGGCGUCCUGCUCGAGGGCUGGCUUCGUCUGAAACAGCGCCGUGGCAUCAAGGGACUCAAGAAAUGGAAUUCGCGCUACUUCGUUUUGCACGCGAAGUCAAAUGAGGUUCGCUACUAUGCGGAUGUAGUUCAAUCGGCUUGGGGAACGAUCCCGCUGGGUGAACUUGGAUCGAUUUCACUGCGGCUCAUUCAGCGCAUCGGUAAGCUCAGCCAUCCCAGGUACAAGGGCUGCCACUUUGACAUCACGUGCCGCAAUACCUGGGGCACACACUGUACCGAUGACUACAUUUCUUCCGACGAUGAGGACGGGAGCAGUAGCAACGUGAUCAGCGCCAACACAAACGGCGACCUUACAGGGACCACACCUUCCAAGCAGGAAAAGGGUGGGACCCCGCGAUCAACUCGAGUUUACAGCUUGGUUGCCGACUCGCCACAAGUCACGGUAGCAUGGGUGAAUAUGCUGGACUCACUGCUGACGCGGAGUGCCAACAGCCCUCGACCUGAGGUGGGCUCACCAGUUGAGCCGACAAACACAACGCCAGUCGCGAAUGUCGGUGCCCGAUUCAAAAAGCAUGUAGCACGACAACGGUGGAGUGCCAUGGACACAGAGUCGUCUGUGCUAUUGGGUCCUGGAGAAAUCGUCCCGAGAGCUACUGUGUACGCCAUGAACUUCAUCUUCGAGUCGACGCCAGGUAUUGAGACGGCCAAGUUCUACGAGCUUGAGCCAGACGCUGCGAAGCUAAAGAUCGCCCUGAAGUUCCUAAACGGCUUUGCCGGUGAGGAUGUAACUCGCAAACCGACUAAAGCAGACUUGAAGGAAUUGCUGGACGCAGUGACCGCCGGUGCAGUCAUCAAACUGUGGCUUAAGCAGCUACAGCAACCUCUGAUUCCGUUCACAAUGUACGACGAUUUCAAAGUGCUGGCGCAUGAAGCACGAGCCAUGCCAGUUGAUCUCCGCCAGAAGCUUGGCGCACUGCUCGAAGCUCUCCCCAAGAAAAAUCUUACGAUGUUAGCCUGCGUGCUCUUUCACUUGAAUGACGUCAACGUGUAUUCAUCCAAAAACGGAAUGGACGCAGCAAGGCUAGCGCUCCAUUUUGCCGCAUUUGUUUUACGAUCACCGAAGCCAUCGCCUCGUGGCGGCGAGUCAAAAGAAGACAUUGAUGCUGUGCGCCAUCUCGUGACAGAAAUGAUUAUCAACGUCGACACGUUCAUGGACGAAAAGGAAGCUCAACUUCUCGAGGAUAAUCAACUGUAA